AAGUUAAUAUUUACAGUGAAUCAUAACUAAUCAAGAUAAAAACUUUCUUUUUAAGAUUAAUGAACAAUAUUUACCUAAACACUUAUAAGAAUUGAUUUAAUGAUAACAGGUAAUUAUUAUCUAUGGUUACGAGGCAACAUUGCUUGGAGAAGGCAAAGAAAAAUCAAAUUGAAACAAUUAACGGUAGUUGGGAAAACGCGAGACCCAAAAGAAAUUAAAUUGUGACUAAAAUCAACCAAUAUCUCAACAAUUAGUCUUGAAUUGUUACUAAAUCAAAAUGAUUCCAAAAGAAAUCGUGUUAACCCUAAUUCUGAUUAGUUACUUAAUUGUGAUCACUAAUUGUCAAGGAGCUUAUGAUCCAUUUCAAAGUUAUGGCGGAGAAAAAAAAGGAUCUUUUAAUCCAAGUGAAAUAACGGCGAUCGUCGUGGGCUCGUUCGCGGGUCUUUGUGCGCUCGGAGUGACCUUCUUUUUCUGCUAUUAUGUUUACCACCACGACCACAAACACUCACAUUUAGGUGGUGGUGAUGGUGGAGGAAGAUACUCACCCCCUGGUACUUAUGUUAAUUUUAAUCAACCCUAAUUACCUUAAUUGUUUGUCAAAUUGUCCUCUCAGCAUCAACUAGUCAUUUGUUCAAUGUAAUUUUAGUUUGCCAAUCACUUGUUCAUAUAACCAUUACAAUUAGCUGAUCAUCGUCAUCAUCAACAACAAUAACAGUUAACAAACAACAAUAACUUUCCCAUGAUUAACUAAUUUUGUACAUAAUUCAAUUGAUUAAUUAAGACUAAUUUUAAUUUUUCUUUUCCAUA
Molecule: messenger RNA, 807 nt
Organism: Panonychus citri (citrus red mite)
Lineage: Eukaryota; Metazoa; Arthropoda; Arachnida; Trombidiformes; Tetranychidae
Exons: 3
Coding region: 278-580 (100 amino acids)
Source: RefSeq, a predicted model, not a curated record